CAUGCGCACAAAGCGCCGUGACGAGUUUCCUGUGCGACUCUAAUAGCAAUGGCGAGUGGAAAGAGAAAUACGCUACUGUCUUCUUUGGCGGCUUAUGGGGAUGAUUCGGAGCAAGAUUCAGACCCGGAGACCGAGGAAGCAGAGGGCCAUGGAGGUCUGGUGUCUGCCAGCUACGGGGAGGGCGACGUGGGCCAUAUGGAAGAUGGAGAUGACAAGGGCUCUGGCGACGAAGACAGUGGGGACAGCUCCAGGAAUUCGGAAGGGGACGAGUCAGACCUUGAGGGGGGAGACGCAGAUGAUUUGAAGGAGAUUUCAGAGGCUGAGAAGCGGGAUCCCAAUGAGCUGGUUGCUCAGUUUUCGGAGAAGGUGAGGAACAUGUCUCCCGACGAGAUCCGGAUCCCGCCCGAGCCGCCGGGACGCUGCUCCAGCCACUUGCAGGAGAAGAUACAGAAGCUGUACGAACGCAAGCUGCAUGGCAACUUUGACACAAACUUCCACAUCCAGAACAAGAAGGAGUUUCGUAACCCCAGUAUUUAUGAGAAACUCAUUCAGUUCUGCAGCAUCGACGAGCUCGGCACGAAUUACCCCAAGGACAUGUUCGAUCCACAUGGCUGGUCUGAAGAUUCCUAUUACGAAGCUCUAGCCAAAGCUCAGAAAGUAGAAAUGGACAAACUGGAGAAGGCAAAGAAAGAGCGGACUAAGAUUGAGUUUGUGACUGGCACCAAAAAGGGAACAACCACCAGCGCUGCUUCUACCACCAACACCACCAGCACCGCGGCAACGGACGCCCAGAAGAGGAAGAGCAAAUGGGAUUCGGCGGUUCCUGUCACUCUGGCCCAGCCGGCGCUGCUCACCACCACGGCCACGCUGCCCGGCGUGGUCUCUGUCACUACCACAGCCAGCGGCACCAAGACCACCGUCAUCUCCGCUGUUGGCACCAUCCUGAAAAAGGCCAAGCAGUGAGAGCCCGGGCGACUCUUCCGGCACGUGUCCCGCCCUCCAGGAGAGGAGAUUCUCGCCUGUCUCAGUACUGUGCUCGGCCCAGUUCCUGCUCUUUUGACCUGCUCAGGAUGGACGAUGCUCAGAACGUUUACCUGGACAUCCUACUCCUCCCCCUUCAUAAACUUCUACCUUCAAAUCUCGUUGCCACAGUCUCUGACAUCCCUAAAUCAAGCUUUAAUAAUCGCAUGCCCAUUGUAUUCCAACCGACAUCCACCUUCUUACACUUUGUUGUAUAUUUACAUUGAAGUGAAGCCAAUGGUAUAUAUAAAUGGGAGAGACAAUAGUUUCCAGUUGAGGAAAAUGGUUCUCUGUCAGGGUCACAGGUUUUUCACUGGAAAAUGUAUGGCUAGACAGUUAGGGCUACCUGCAUCCCCGUGAUUGCUUGGCAACCAUGCAGCUGAGAGACUGAGGAUGUCCCCCUUGUACUCGUGCAACCACUGUAACAUUUAUGUCCCCCCCUUCAAAAUUUGGCCACCAUUGAGGCCCAUGUUUACUCCAGGUCUCUGGCUUAUCUGCUUGUUCAUCUCCCAAGUGAAAGAGGAUGCAUACCUGGGAAAGUUGGCUCUCUUCCUAAAGCUUACUUUUCAGUGUUCUGAUGAGAGACAGCUCGUUAGGGGGGGGGGGGGGGCAAUUUACAUCUAAGAAAAUAAGAUUGUGUGUCGUCUGUCAUUUUUAUUGUUUUAAUGCCUGUUCAAAGACUUUUUGGUAAUAUUUUUACACGGGAAUGUUAUGCUGAUGUGUGUAGAGGAAUAAAAGAUGUCUGUAUUUGUGUUACAUUUAAUUCCGGUUUUAGAUACUGUUUUCUAAACAUUUUGAUGUCAAAAAUUUAAAGGGGAAUAACCAGAUUGAUGCUACCCCUAAUUGGGUCUUAUAAAGCAGUGGUUCUCAACCUUUUUUGGCCCAGUUUUUACCACACCAGCUCAGGUGCGACCCAUUAUCAUGUAUAGGUUUAAAUUAACACUAUGAUCAAGCACGCAGUGCACUCUGCAGUUUACACCAAUCAAUGCCUGUCGCACAAUUCUGAUUGGAUGCACCAGUGAAUUUUUAAUUAAGCAUCUGCGGUUGGCUUCUUGGAUUGGGUGAGGGUACACUAGUUUUGUGCUAAAUGCUUGCAGACUCCAGUACCGUUUAUAUAUGUUAAUUCUAGGAUUGCAGCUGGGAAAUCUGAUCAUGGAUCAGCAUAGGAGCUUGCUGGUUUUAAAAUGCUUACAUUUCCAACUGCCUUGCGACCCUUUCAGAACUUGCUGUGACCUGGGUUGAGAAUCGCUGUUACAAACAUCUCACAAAAAAGGGUAUUUUAAGUGGAAGAUCGCUGGACAUCAGGUGACACAUGAAAGGAUGCUUAGCUGCAGCACUUGCUCUGUUCGUUCCCUGAAAAAGGUCAUUUCAAACGUAGUUUCAGUUUUGUAGCCAAAUGUUCUGAAAUAAAACAGCAUAACCCUGCAAAGGAUGGUACAUUCACUUAAACAUGUAUUGGUUACAUUGAAAAUAUUACUGCUGUUGAUGUUCUAUAAUUGGAUGUAUAAAUAAUUUACAGAA
Messenger RNA from Brienomyrus brachyistius, 2541 nucleotides. RefSeq names its product SAP30 binding protein (gene sap30bp). The record is from RefSeq and is a predicted model, not a curated record. The transcript is spliced from 11 exons. NCBI's taxonomy places the organism in Eukaryota, Metazoa, Chordata, Actinopteri, Osteoglossiformes, Mormyridae. Gene Ontology annotation, biological process: regulation of DNA-templated transcription. Gene Ontology annotation, cellular component: nucleus. The coding region runs from base 49 to 963 and encodes 304 amino acids.